AUGUCUGACGAUCAACUAAGAGCUUUGAUCUAAAAGAAUAACCUCAAAAUUGAAUAACACCAAAAUAGAAUGAUGAUUAAAUUCCCUCAGACUCCUCAAGUUCGAGAUUCUCAAUAAUUAUCCUAAAUGUUUAUGAAGUCAAACAAUAAAAGCAGCAGUAUAGAUAGGAGUUAUUUCAGUUGUGUUCCAACUAGAAAGUCAACCAAGCAAAGCUUUUUUGUUCCAAAAUCUGUCGCCACAUCAUAGUAUUUGGAUUCAUAGGCUUUUCAAGUAUACUAACCAGAGGAUAUUCAAAAUACUCAUAUCUAAGAAUAUGUGCAAUAAAUCUAGCACUCUUAAAUGAAUAUUAGUGAUAACAUGGAUAGCUCACCUAUGAAUUCAUCAAUUCUUAAUUAAUUAAAAAGAGAAAAGGAGAUCAUCCAACAACAACAUCAACUAUUAAUAUCAUAAAUGUCAAGAGAAAUUGAAAAUAAUAAAAGACAAUACCAGAAAUCUGAAUAGUCAUUAUAACAGUAAAUAAUUCAAUUAUAAAAUGAACUAAAUACUUACAAGUAAUAUCAAACCAGAAGCCUAGAUUUAGAAGCAAGUCUAUAAUAAAUUAUCAUUGAAAAUAAUGAGUUUAAAUCUAAAUUACAAGAACAAAAUAAAUGGCUCUUUGAAUUACAAGAGUAAUUCGACUUAGUUCAUACCAAAAUGAUUGAAAUCAAACAGAAAAUUCAAGACACCAAACAUUUUUCAGCACAAUUAUCCUAAAUUGCCUAAUAUUUAUUGAAUAAACAAACACCCCCUUUAGAUUUCUUGGUUUUCAUGAACAACCAGUCUAAAUAAUUAUAACAUGAAUAACAAUAAGAAACUGAAUUUAGAAAUAGAAAAUAGUAAAUUAAACAACAGCAUUUCCAAUCCAAUCCAUUCCCUAUUGCAAAGGAGUCUUUUGCCUAAAUUUAUUAAUUUUAGAUUGAAAACUCUAUGGUCCUUAAUUAAAUAGUCAAAGAUUUGAGAAAUAACGUCGAUCGAUACUCAUAAUAAUACAUUGCCGAAGUUGGACUUCAUUUAAUAUGA
This is a messenger RNA of Paramecium tetraurelia, 1059 nucleotides long. RefSeq lists its product as uncharacterized. The transcript is spliced from 2 exons. Lineage: Eukaryota; Ciliophora; Oligohymenophorea; Peniculida; Parameciidae. The record is from RefSeq and is a predicted model, not a curated record.